CAACACAGUUGGCGCCACUCACCAACACAGGUGGCGCCACUCACCAACACAGCUGGGUCAGGUGGUCAGUAGCUGGUCAACACUGGGAGGGAGCAGACACACUCUCUCACCAGGCUCGUCUCACCAUUAUAAAGUGUUGUGUUCUAAUACUUACUGACCACUUAUCACUUUACAUACUUAUAAACAAUCAAGUAGUAAUUCUUAUAGAUAUUCCAGCGAGUUAAUUGUGAAAAAUAAAACCAGUAUUGACGGUAAACAGAGUUGUAUUGACAGAAAAUGGGCGUGUUUCAAAAUUAAUCCGAAUCCGUCUUGAGUGACGACACUCUCACGAACGUAAACAUAAGUGGUUACCUUGGCAGCCGGGAGCAUAGGGGCCAUAAUUGAGUGUUUUUUAACCCCGCUUGUGAGAUUUUGGUCAUCUUGAGGCUGCAGAACCAUUGUUUCGCUCAUUGGGGACCACUAUAUAUGCAUAAGUAACAGCUAGAAGGUGUUAAAAGGUGUUUUAAUUAUCAGAGUGCCGGCCCUAUUCCUCUGAGUGCUGUCACAUGUACGCAUUGUACUGGCACCUUUGAAUGAGGCCAGGAAUUCUGCCUGAGGUGCCAUUGUGUACUACGAUUUGUUUUAUUAAUCACGAAAGCUUUUAAGCUGAAGCUUUAAGCUGUGUAUGUGUAGUGUUAGCAUGCCAGAGUGUCGUGUUGGAGGAGAAACUGAAGUAAUUGUUUAAAGCUAUGGCAGACGUCGCAUUUAGUGAAUCCAGUCAAGCACACAUGUCUAUUGUAACCCAUGACGGCCCCCAGAACACGGGGAGCAACGCCCCCGGCAAGCCGAACCGAAAACCCCGCCUCAGGAGAGUCAAAAUAGGGGAUCCCAAGGCAAGAAGAACAAGAGAAGAGAAGAAACCUCCUUCAGUAGCUGAGAAACCACCUCUCCACAAGGAUUACCUCUCCGAGCAGAGAAGCAAGAGACUGGGCAAGCAGAGACCGAAAGGUAAACACGAGGGAAUAAAGAGAAAUAAGGAGAACAGGUCAAAUGAAGUGGUAAAUGUAGAGAAGGAACAAGAGGUUACGAGAGAAACAACGAGAGGUUUGUCAGCUGGAAGCAACACAAGCAAAGAUGAGGGGAUAAGUAGCAACACAGAGAAAGAUGAAGACUUCGAAGCAGAAGGAGAAAGCGAAGUCAAAACUGAUAACAAAAGGGUGGAUGACGUAGAUGAUGAUGAGGGAAGAGGGAGCAUAAACGGAGAAGAGGAACUAAUGGAGCCUGGACACCAUCUGUCAGAUACGGAAACAAACAAUGUUGCGGGUAAUAAUGACGAGAAGGAUCCAGAGACUAUAAAUGCUGAUCCUCAAGUAGAUAAUGUAGAGGCAGCGGGGGAAAGUAAGGCUGAAGAAGACAACGCUGGUUAUCAUGGAGAUAUGUAUGAACCAAACUCGUUAGCAGCAAGCUUCCAGGACUCCCUGGAACAGUCUAACAGUCUUCUCUUGAGUUCUACUGUCAAUUCAUCAGUGGAAGAGGAGACUGGAGCAGCUGAAGAACCUGCAGAAGCAAGCAGCAAUGAACCAGUCGAGGAAGAAGUCUUGAACGAAGCGCAAGACGACAGCGCAGGUGGAAAAUUGGAUGAUUCUCAAGAAGUGGCAGACACUGGAACAUCUAGUGAAGAUAGAGAGACUAACGUACAAGACGCUAACGAGGAAGUGACGAAGGAAAGUGAGGAACAAGAGGCAACGAAGGAAGUGGAUGCUGCUGAGAAUGCUGACGCAGAGACACCUAUUCAAGAUGAGGCAGAGGAACCUACACAAGAUGCUGAGACAGAGGAACCUACACAAGAUGCUGAGACAGAGGAACUUACACAAGAUGCUGAGACAGAGGAACCUACACAAGAUGGUGAGACAGAGGAACCUACACAAGAUGGUGAAGCAGAGGAACCUACACAAGAUGGUGAAGCAGAGGAACCUACACAAGAUGGUGAAGCAGAGGGACUUAUGCAAGAUGCUGCUGAGUCAGUAGACGAAAUAGGUGGUGCUCCAGUAGAAGAACAGACCGUAGAAGGAACAAGUGGCAAUGAUGAAGACGAGGCAACAGAAGAAACAGAUGCUGCUGUUGUUGCUAAUGAAACGGAGAACAACGAAGUAACAGCUGAUAACCAAACAGAUGCUGCAACAGCAGACGCCAGAGAGGAGAACCUAAAUGAACCAAAAGAAUCUCAAAAGGAAGAAGAAGAAGAAAUUAAAGAGGUGGCAGCCAUUGCGAACCUUCCAGGCAGUUAUAAAGGCAAAAGAAAGAUUGCCCCAAGAACCAUGAAACGUGAACCUGACGUUCAGAAGAUACAAAGAACAAAACAGCCUGACAAAAACAAGGUUAUACUCAACAGGAAACCAAUUUCCUGGAGGCCUACGCCAGUUCUGGCCUCAACACGUCCUGAAGUGCCCAAACCAAAGAAAAAUAUUUUACCGAAUACGAAAUUUAAGGCCAAACGGCUGGUAAAAAAAACAGGAGAGGAACCAGUGAUCAAUAUUGAGGAAUAUCACAGUGGUAGUACACCAGGGGAUGCUUUGAAUCUCCCUCCAGUGAAUAUUUCCGCUGCAGGGGACCUGGAGGUACCUCCAGCACUCAACACCUUCAGAUCAGAGGGCCAUCACGAUGAAUCUAGCGUAGACGAUACCUCCACCAUCGUAACUAAAGCCGAGUCUAUGCCUGAGAUACGAUACCAGGACCUCACUCGCCCCAACACUGCCGGGAAGAAGAAUAAAGUCGCCAAGAGGAAAAAAGGUGUUUCAAAAAUAGCUCCUAUUUUCAACAGAACGAAUACCUCGGCGAAUGCUCCUCCAGGUGGCUCUACAAGCGAGGUAUGGGUUCCAGAGGAGGAGAAACUCUACAUCUACAGCUACAGUUCUCAACCUAGACUUCUACAUGUUCGUAGGAUGGGUGCUGGGAGAGUUGCCACCACACACCAGUGGGAUCAAGACCCAAAUUCUUCUUUUAGACUUAAGCUCAGGUAAGACUUAAAUAUCUUUCCUCUUAAUACACUUGGUUUUACGCUCUUACAUCUGCUUUGUGAUGACAUAUUCGUUUUGCUACUGUUACUAUGUGUGUGUAUUGUGUACUCACCUAUGUGGCCGCAGGGAUCCGAUUCAUAGCUCCUGGCCCCACCUCUUCACUGGUCGCUA
Messenger RNA from Cherax quadricarinatus, 3167 nucleotides. Lineage: Eukaryota; Metazoa; Arthropoda; Malacostraca; Decapoda; Parastacidae. The record is from RefSeq and is a predicted model, not a curated record.